Molecule: messenger RNA, 189 nt
Organism: Clunio marinus
Lineage: Eukaryota; Metazoa; Arthropoda; Insecta; Diptera; Chironomidae
Source: the annotation of a GenBank genome assembly
AUGCAAAAAGAAGAUUUAAAUAUUUUAUAUUCAAAAUAUAUAAAUAAAACAUUAUUUUUAAUUUCAUUAAUAAAAGCACUGAAACAAAACCAGACUACGGAAAUGGAAAUCCAUGUAGAAAUUUAUUCUAAGAAAACUUUUAAUGUUGCUAUUUUGGCACAAUGGCAGCAGUUAGCGCUUAUAAUCUGA